GUUUUCUUCUUCUUCUUCUUCCUCUUUGUCUUUUCCUUUAACUCUCCUUCUUCUUCUUCCUGAACCAAAACUCCAUCGAAUCUCUCUAAAUUCCCCACCUAAUCCGCGUUUUCGAAACAGAGGGUCUUAGAGUUUGUCGAUUAUCGAUGGAACCUCCUCGUAUCGGGAGUAAGUUCCGGCUUGGCCGGAAAAUUGGGAGCGGCUCAUUCGGAGAGAUUUAUCUUGGAACCGAUGUUCAGACUAACGAAGAGGUCGCUAUUAAGCUUGAAAGUGUGAAGACUGCGCAUCCUCAAUUGUCAUAUGAGUCGAGGAUAUAUAGAGUUCUACAGGGUGGAACUGGGAUUCCAAACAUGAAAUGGUAUGGUGUUGAAGGGGAUUACAAUGUUUUGGUGAUGGAUUUGCUUGGUCCAAGCCUUGAAGAUCUCUUUAGCUAUUGCAACAGGAAGUUUACCUUGAAGACGGUUCUCAUGCUAGCUGAUCAAAUGAUUAAUCGUCUCGAGUUCAUCCACUCUAAGUCGUAUCUUCACCGUGAUAUAAAGCCUGAUAAUUUUCUCAUGGGUCUUGGAAGGCGGGCAAAUCAGGUCUAUAUCAUAGACUUUGGCUUGGCUAAGAAAUAUAGAGACAGCUCAACACACAGACAUAUCCCAUACAGGGAGAAUAAAAGUCUAACUGGGACUCCGAGGUAUGCCAGCUUGAACACUCACCUAGGGAUCGAGCAAAGUCGGAGGGAUGAUUUAGAAUCACUUGGUUAUAUCCUCAUGUACUUCCUCAUGGGAAGUCUCCCAUGGCAGGGACUGAAAGCUGGGAACAAGAAACAGAAAUACGAUAAGAUUAGUGAAAAGAAGGUUUCUACGUCCAUCGAAGCGUUAUGCAGAGGUCAUCCAACAGAGUUUGCAUCCUACUUUCAUUACUGCCGCUCACUUAGGUUUGAUGAUAAACCAGACUAUGCAUACUUGAAGAGACUAUUCCGCAACCUUUUCAUUCGUGAAGGUUUUCAGUUUGAUUUUGUGUUUGACUGGACGGUAUUGAAGUAUCAGCAAUCACAACCUGGAAACCCUUCACCUCGUGCCAAUGAUGGUGGUGUUGGAACUAGUUCUGGAUUAAACCCUGUGGCCGGAAAUGCUGAGAAGCGUCCAGAUUUCCCGAAUCAGAGAACAAAACCGGAUUUUACCCUGAAGCAGAAGGCCAAGAACGUAAACGAAUCUGCAAUUGCAAAGGACACGCUGAAGGAUCAUCAUCAAGACGAGUUGUGGACUCGAGUAGUCGUGAACCGUUCAGUGGUGGGAGUGACAGUGCAAACUAUGACUCUGCACUCAAAGGCAUUGAUGGCUUGCGGAUCAAUAACAGUGCAGGUGGUGAGACUGCAGCAUCGCCACAGUCAAAUGGAGACGAUACUACUUCUGCUGCUCGUGUAGAACCCAAAGCAAAGCUCUCAGACUGAUUCAUAUACAUGAAAAGCUUUAAGACAAAAGCGGUAUUCACUUUUGUUCCUUGCCUCAACCUUCUAGAGAGUUUAUAGGUUGUCUAUGAUUCUUAUGAAGAAAGGCUUUUUUUUUUACAAUUAGAGAUUUGAUAUCAGAGAGCGAGAGAGAGAUUUAUUUCUUACAUAUGGUUCUUCAAAUAUUCAUUCGUCUCCUGACUCCUCCAUUGUAUAGAGAAAACCUUUGGAAUUUCAACAUCAUUCUCUAAGAUAACCUUUUAGCCCGA
Messenger RNA from Eutrema salsugineum, 1707 nucleotides. Its product is annotated as casein kinase 1-like protein 5. The coding region runs from base 147 to 1415 and encodes 422 amino acids. Gene Ontology annotation, molecular function: ATP binding; protein serine/threonine kinase activity. Lineage: Eukaryota; Viridiplantae; Streptophyta; Magnoliopsida; Brassicales; Brassicaceae. Gene Ontology annotation, cellular component: nucleus; cytoplasm. The transcript has 14 exons. Gene Ontology annotation, biological process: endocytosis; peptidyl-serine phosphorylation; signal transduction. The record is from RefSeq and is a predicted model, not a curated record.